Molecule: messenger RNA, 1102 nt
Organism: Ctenocephalides felis (cat flea)
Lineage: Eukaryota; Metazoa; Arthropoda; Insecta; Siphonaptera; Pulicidae
Product: protein MEMO1-like
Exons: 8
Coding region: 113-994 (293 amino acids)
Source: RefSeq, a predicted model, not a curated record
GGUACUGCUUACUUGUAACUUAUAAUCUUAGCUUCAUCAGGUUUUUAUUAAAAUUGAUAUAGUUAAAUUAAAAGCGAGGGCUUAAAAAAAGAUUAAGAUUUCUCUGAGAACGAUGUCAGACCGAAAAGCUUCACAUGCCGGCAGCUGGUACUCUAGUUCAGGUCCUGAGCUGAGUAGGCAACUUGAUAACUGGUUGGGACAAGCUGAAUUAAGUCAUGGACCAGCAAGAGCAAUCAUUGCACCACAUGCAGGCUAUACGUAUUGUGGUGCAUGUGCUGCAUUUGCAUAUCGGCAAGUGAGCCCAGCAGUGGUCAAACGUGUGUUCAUUUUGGGUCCAUCACAUCAUGUUCGAAUUAAUGGAUGUGCUCUAUCAUCAGCUCGAAAAUAUAAAACUCCUUUGUAUGAUCUAUUAAUCGACACAGGAAUAUAUAAGGAGUUAGAAGCAACUGGAGAAUUUGAAUGGAUGGACAUGCAAACAGAUGAAGAUGAACACAGUAUAGAAAUGCAUUUGCCUUAUAUAGCAAAAGUUAUGUCAGAUUACAAAGAUCAGUAUACUGUAAUCCCAAUAUUGGUCGGAUCUAUUCCACCUGAAAGAGAAGCAGUGUAUGGAGAAUUAUUAGCAAAAUAUUUAGCUGAUCCACAAAAUUUAUUUGUAAUUUCAAGUGACUUCUGUCAUUGGGGUCAAAGAUUUCGAUAUACUUAUUAUGACAAAUCAUUUACAAAAAUUUAUCAAUCUAUUGAAAAUCUUGAUAAACUUGGAAUGGAUAUUAUUGAAAACCUGGAUCCUGAAUCUUUCUAUUCUUACUUAAAGAAAUAUGGAAAUACUAUUUGUGGUAGACAUCCAAUAGGUGUUCUUUUGCAGGCUGUAGCAAGUUUACAAAGAUCGGGUUACAAGAUGUCUUUGAAAUUUUUACAAUAUGCCCAAAGUUCACAAUGUGUAACUAUGGCCGAUUCAAGUGUAAGCUAUGCAUCUGGAGCUUUACUUAUGGAAUAAGAGAAGUGUUUUUAACAUUAUGAAAUAAGAUAUAAGUGCUUAUCGUCAUUAACAAGUAACUGUUAUGAUAUUGAAUAUAGAUUUUAGUUUGUGUUAAGUAUAAGAUUU